Molecule: messenger RNA, 3247 nt
Organism: Leopardus geoffroyi (Geoffroy's cat)
Lineage: Eukaryota; Metazoa; Chordata; Mammalia; Carnivora; Felidae
Gene: NDUFB4
Product: NADH:ubiquinone oxidoreductase subunit B4
Exons: 3
Coding region: 144-539 (131 amino acids)
Cellular component (GO): mitochondrion
Source: RefSeq, a predicted model, not a curated record
CGGAAAGAAGCUUGAGUUCUUUGUCUCGCUCUCUCGCCUACCUUCAGCUGACGCGCAAGCGCACUCCCGCUGGAUGAAGGUCAGAAUAAAGUGGGGGAGGGCCUCGGAGUCGCGCAGGCGCGCUUCUGUGCCGGACUGCCAAGAUGUCGUUCCCCAAGUACCAGCCUUCGCGCCUGGCCACUCUACCCUCCACCCUCGACCCAGCCGAAUACGACGUAUCUCCAGAAGCCCGGAAGGCGCAAGCCGAGCGGUUGGCCAUAAGAUCCCGACUUAAACGGGAGUACCUGCUUCAGUACAACGACCCCAGCCGCCGAGGGCUCAUCGAAGAUCCUGCCUUGAUUCGUUGGACCUAUGCAAGAUCAGCAAAUAUCUAUCCCAAUUUCAGACCCACUCCCAAGACCUCACUCUUAGGAGCUCUAUUUGGAAUUGGGCCCCUCUUCUUCUGGUAUUAUGUUUUCAAAACUGACAGAGUAUGGGUGUGCCUCAGAAUGGCUGAGGGUGCUUACAGGCUUCUCACAUGGAGGGGGAAGAAAGCCUAGGGCAGGAAGCAAGUGAUGUGCUACACAGCUGAGGUGUCUUGUUGACAGUUCCACACCUGCAGGAGCUAGGAGCUGCAGCAGCAAUUGGAGUAAAAAGACUGGCCAAGAGGAAAUGAGGUAGGCACAAGAAGUAGACGAUUUCCUUAUCCACUCCAUGCACUGCUUGGAUCUGGGUGCACUUCAAUCUGUAACAUGUCAUUCAGGGUGGUGGCUAGGUCCAAUCUCAGCAUAGGAGGGUUAGUGGAACAAGUUUCAGUCCUGCACUGUGGAAAUGUCUGAAGCCAUAACUGACAUUCGUCAUUUCCCUAUACCAAACUUUCUAGGUUUUCCCUCCUUGGAUAUCACUUUAGACGGUCUAGAUUGCUUGCUUGAAGGAGUCACUGGGUCCUUUAUCUGCCAAGGCCAGAACCUUAGUUACUCCUGUAUCAUCAGGUCUUUGUUGAAGCAAUUGCCUAUUUACAUUUAUCCCUGGACAUGGAAGCAUCAAGAAGCACUAGUAAAUCUGCAUUCCAGAUGUAUCCCUUUAGGCCCCCAUUGUGUAGCAGCUACCCUAGCUCCUUGUAAUGAAAGUCAUUUAGUGCUGCCAAUAUGGAAACCUUUUUUUUUCCUUUUGUCCACUGUUUCCCAGGCACAAGAAGCCCCAAAUUACCAGGAGAUAGUCACAGUUUCCGAUUAAAGUGAAAUCCUGUGAUAUUGUGAUUUAUAAUAAGAAAUACAUAUUUGGUCAUUGUCCUCAUUUCUGUCACAGAGCUCCUAAAACCCUGGGGAUUUUCUGAGAGUUGUGUUAAAGGCGUCUUUUGUUAUAUUAAUGAGGCAAGUUUCGGACCACAUCUAAGGCUGGGGUUGGUUGCCAAGAGAACCAACUGUCUGAUUAGACGGUUGGAACUUGUAGUCCCCUUCUGUGACCUUGCAUUUGUAUCCCUGCUCUGCCACUUGUGAAGUGACCUGGAAAGUAUUUACAUUCUCUGUGACUCAGUUUUCUUAUCUUUAAAAUAGAUAUACUAGUAAUACUUACAUUGUUAUUAAACUCAUUGUUUGAAGAGUUACUGUUUACAAAGUAUUUAGUAUUUAGGGUAGUUCUAUUUUUAACUUAAAAAAAUUUUUUUUAAUGUUUUGUUUUGUUUUUGAGAGACAGAGAGACACAGCAUGAGUGGGGGAAGAGCAGAGAGAGAGGGAGACACAGAAUCUGAAGCAGGCUCCAGGCUCCGAGCUGUCAGCACAGAGCCUAACUCAGGGCUUGAACCCACAAACUGUGAGAUUAUGACCUGAGCAGAGUCGGACACCUAACUGACUGAGCCACCCAGGUGCCCCCUAUUUUUAACCUUUUGAGGAAAUGUCGUACUGUUUUCUACAGUGGGUGUACCAGUUUGCAUUCCUAACCAACAGUGCAACAAUUCCUUUUUCUCCACAUCCUCACCAACACCUAUUGUUACUUGUGUUUUUGAUUUUCUCCAUUCUGAUAGGUGUGAGGUGAUACCUCGCUGUAGUUUUGAUUUACAUAUCCCUGGUGAUGAGUGAUUUUGAGCAUCUUUUCAUUGUGUCUGUUGGCUGUCAGGAUGUCUUCUUUGGAAAAAAUGUCUAUUCAUGUCUCCUGCCCAUUUUUAAAUUGGAUUAUUCAUUUUUUGUGUGUUGAGUUUGAUAAGUUCUUUAUAGAUUUUGGAUACUAACCCUUUAUUGGAUAUGUCAUUUGUAAAUAUCUUCUCCCAUUCCAUAGGUUGCCUUUUAGUUUUGCUGAUGGUAAAACAUUUUUUUUUAACAUUGAGAAUUAUUGAGCAAUGUGUUCUUAAGAGUUUAAUCAAUUUCUAAAUAUUUCUCACUACCACAAACAAUGCCCCAAAUCACACCCAGAAGUGGUCUGCUGAGGAUACCAAUUGCCACCUCAUCUGAGUGCUAUAAUGUUACCGUGUGUCUGACUCAUGCGGCUGGCCGUGAGCACUGGGCACAGGAGCCUACACUGGUAUUGCUGCCUCUGUUGGCCCAAAAGCUAAAGCUUGUUACAGCCACAGCCACCAGAAAAAGUUCCUCAAGGUUCCUGUAUCUUCCCAUCACUUGCUCCUGAAAAACUUCUUGUUGCAGGGGAGGGUGAAAAAGCAAGCAUAUGGCAUGUUCAGCUUGAAAAUGUGAGGCAGAUACGGAAUUCCCAAACAUAAGAAAGUGGUUCAAAUGCUGCGCAGCCAAAAAUGACAAGGAACCAGAACCAGAUCAUAAAGCCUUUAUCACAGUUAAGGGCUUCUUCCUAAUGGCAAUGGGAGCCACUGAAGGUAUUAAGCAGGAGUAACCUCAUUGGAUUUGCAUCCCUGGAAGAUCAUUUUGGAUUCUGGAGGAGGAGGAUCUCAGGGCAAGAAAGGCUAGAGGUUGACCAGUUAUCAGGCUGUUGUAAGACUUAUGGCUAGAAAUGAUUUUCAAUUUUUGAGACAAGCCCUCUCUGCAGAACAAAGCAGUCCCUACUAAUCCCAGGAUGACUCAUUUGGAUGUGAACUUGUCGAAAGCUUUAUGAAAGUCUAAAUAUAUUAUCUCUAUUAGUUCCCCUUUAUGCACAUGCUUGAGGAGCCAGUCUUAAUAAUUCCAUAUCCGUGUACAUCAUCCCUUCCUCUCUUUGGGACAAUAUUGCUUCUCUAACAGGCUGGUUUGUUUAAGUACUGUGUCUUUUUACCCUUUAUUAUGGACCCUGCCUGGUGAAAAAUAUUACAUUCAUGCUCUGAUCCAAA